Mucor velutinosus is the source of this 2463-nucleotide messenger RNA. RefSeq lists its product as uncharacterized. The transcript is spliced from 7 exons. The coding region runs from base 1 to 2463 and encodes 820 amino acids. Gene Ontology annotation, cellular component: cytoplasm. Gene Ontology annotation, molecular function: flavin adenine dinucleotide binding; electron-transferring-flavoprotein dehydrogenase activity. The record is from RefSeq and is a predicted model, not a curated record. NCBI's taxonomy places the organism in Eukaryota, Fungi, Mucoromycota, Mucoromycetes, Mucorales, Mucoraceae.
AUGCAUUAUACACAUGAUGAUUUGCAAUCUCAAGGCUCUUUAUCGUCUUCAUCAUCCGUUUAUUCAUCAUCCACAUCCAGCUCAUCAGCAGAUGAUCAUUUUUCAACCAUUUCCUCCACGCAAUACACAUUGAAUCAAGUAUUGUCGAAUCCCAAAUUACUAUGUGCAUUCGAAUGCUUUCUUCGACAAACAUGGUCUCACGAAAGCUUGCUGUUCAUUGAGGCAAUUACACAAUUAAAGCAUGAGACAGACGCCAAAGCAGUUGAGGUCACACUUCACAGAAUAUACAAGACAUUUCUUGCCAGAGGAUCACCGCUGGAGCUCAAUGUCACUACACAAGAUCAGGUCAGAGAAGACAUACGAUCAUUAGAAUGGGCCAUUGUAGACAGAGUCGAUGCUGUUACUAUUUUAGAAGAGACAGAAGCACAAGUUAUUGACAUGCUGAAAUCUAAAUUGGCCGAAUUUAUCCAAACAAUGGAUCUUCCAACUGGAAAUGUCAGUCCAACAAACAUUACACAUCAGCAAGUCAGUGUAGUCAUCAUUGGUGGCGGAUUCACUGGAUUUACAGUUGCCUCAAUUCUCGACCAAAUGCCACGUUUUUAUGUUACAUUAAUUGACACAAAAGAUUCGUUUGAAUAUACACCGGGCAUCGUCAAAAAGAUUAUCAACCCUGAGCAAACAAGCUCUCUCCGAGUUCGACAUGAUGCCUAUGUCAAGAAUGGCAGAGUCAUCAUUGGCUAUGCAGAAGAUCUCGCAAAUGGCGGUAAAUCAGUUACUGUCAAUGGUGAAGUGAUCUAUUUUGAUUACCUCGUUGUGGCCACGGGCAGCGCCUACUCAUCGCAACUCAAAUCGACUGAUACUUCAUCCUUGUAUCGCAUGUCUGGUUUAGAGGAAUCUUAUUUAGAACUCUUAAAAGCUCGCAAGGUCCUCAUCAUUGGUGGUGGCCUGGUCGGCUGUGAACUCGCUUCUGAGAUAUCCCAGCAUAGGUUUCCUGGUGCUUACUCAAAGAAGGAUGUUACCCUAGUGGACUCCCAUACCAAUGUUGUGAACCGCAGUGAUCCUCGUCAACAAGCUGUAGCAAGCAAAUACCUUCGAGAUCUCGGCGUCACCGUUGUUUGCAACGAAAAGAUCUUGGACUUUGACUCGUCCAAUGACAAUGUAUACCUUGGUUCUAGUGGUCGCGUCUACUCUGGCUAUGACAAGGUCUUUAUCGCCACCGGUACUCGCCCUAACAGCAACUUAUUCACAUCAAGUGUGAGUGAUAGCUCUCUUGACAACUGUCUGGAUGCCUGGGGUCGCAUCAAAGUAAAGGCCACUCUCCAAAUAGAUCAUUACAAGUAUGACCAUAUCUUUGCUGGGGGAGAUGUCACCAAUGUUGUUGAAGAAAAGACGGGUUAUGCUGCUACCAUUUCCGGUGUUUGCAUUGCUCGUAACAUCUGCAGACUCGUAAAAGGCAAAGCACCUCUUAAACAGGGUACAAAGGGCACACUCCCUGCUCCCCAUAAGCCAUUGCAUGGUAUGCUCGAACACGGCGGUAUCGGAAAGCAAAAUCUCAACUCCAUUAAGAAACGAUUUUCAUUCCUUAAUCCCUCUUGGGCAGCGCUAAAAUAUUUUGACGAACAACAGUUCUUGAAGAUUGUACAGGGCCAGGGAUCCAUCAACUCAUCUCAGGUCCUGGGCCGACUUCCUAGAAAACUGAAUUUACCUGUCCAAGCACAACCACCGCAAUUGCAGCACUCUAGAUCAAAGUUUCAAAAGAGCAGCAGCUCAGUAGUAACAUCUCCUCCCCCAUCCAUGCUCAGCAGAACCGCUUCUACCACAGUUCAGAGACAACCUAGCACAUCCUCUAAUGCAAAGUACGGCAGUGCUCCCAGUCUUCGACCUAGAAGCUCCAGUCAAUCUCAGCAUCAACUGUAUACCAGUUACAGAGUAGAUGCACUCAAACAGCAACCCAGACCAUCUUCGAGUAACAGUAAUUUAAAAAAUAGAUAUGCUGCUGCCUCUCCUACUCCUGAAAGACGUAAUACAGCACAUUCUCAAUCCAGCAUCAGCAAAAGUCAGAGUACCGCCACUCCGGUGUCAUCUGAAAAGAACGUGAAAUCCUUGGAAGGUCUUUUGUUUGAACAUUUCACGUAUGGAGGCGAAGACAUCCAAUUGUUUGCCGGUGCCAAUCAACCUGCUACCACUGCCAGCAGCCCUCAUCCUACCACUAGAUCACAUUCAUCUGCUAGUGUACAUAAUCCUUUUCCUACCACUACUACAAUGGAAAGAAGAGAAAUGAGCACAAAACGGGAAUCACCACAACCCAUGACAUAUGACAAGGAUUUCCAGCUGUCUCCACCUCCUCCCAAGAGAAGAGCAAGUUUAACAACCACAUUCAGCUCGCUUUCAUGUUAUGAUUCCAAGCAAGCAGUUAAACUGACCAGAUCGCCCUCAUUCUCUUCGAUUAUUCAAAACAUUUAA